Penicillium atrosanguineum is the source of this 282-nucleotide messenger RNA. Its product is annotated as protein PET117. Bases 1 to 282 code for a protein of 93 amino acids. Gene Ontology annotation, cellular component: mitochondrion. The record is from RefSeq and is a predicted model, not a curated record. Lineage: Eukaryota; Fungi; Ascomycota; Eurotiomycetes; Eurotiales; Aspergillaceae. The transcript has 2 exons. Gene Ontology annotation, biological process: mitochondrial respiratory chain complex IV assembly.
AUGUCUCGCGCGUCAAAGCUGACCCUGGCGGCCACUGGACUGGGCACCGCGGGAAUUAUCUAUUUCGUGCACUGGGCGCAAGAAAACGACAGGGCGGCUAUGCACCGAGGCGUCGAACGCGAUGUGGAAAAGCAGCGCAUCCGAGCAGAACGCCAGGCCGAUUUUGAGAUGCAGAAACGACUUGAAGAGGAAUACCUGAAGCUCCAGACCGUUACGGCUAUCGACCUUCCGAAUUCCGCGGGGAGUACUACAGGAGGGAAUAAUCCAGGGAAUGGAUCAUAA